Messenger RNA from Adineta steineri, 1362 nucleotides. Lineage: Eukaryota; Metazoa; Rotifera; Eurotatoria; Adinetida; Adinetidae. The record is from the annotation of a GenBank genome assembly.
AUGGAUAUUAUACAUAAUACGACAACUGUAACUACUAGUGAUAGUAGUAAUCCUGGAGAUGAUCUUAAAUUUGGUAUUGUUAAAAUAUGUUUAUUUAGUACAUUUUUUGUACUUGGUCUUAUUGGUAAUUCUCUUGUAUUAAUUGGUAUUGGCCUUAAUAAAGGCAUGCAAACAUCAACGAAUUUAUUGAUAUUUAACUUAGCACUUGCUGAUAUUUUGUUUAUUAUUGUUUGUAUACCAACGACAUUAUUUAGUUUUUUUGGUCGUUGGCCAUUUACUGAAAUUGGUUGUAAAUUAGCACAAUUUAUCACUCAUCUAUCUGCUUUUAUGAGUAUUUAUUUACUUGUAUUUAUGUCAAUCGAUCGUUAUUUUGCUGUUGUACAUGCUGUAGAUUCAAUUUCAAGUUAUCGAACAACAAAAAAUACAACUAUUUCUAUUGUAGCUCUUUGGUUAAUUGGUAUUAGUAUAAGUAUACCGAUUGGUUCAUUAUUUACAGUUAUUGAACCUGAUUCAUCCGUUUCUAUGUAUUGUCUUUUACGUUAUUUACAAAUGGAAAAUAAUGAUUCUUCGGAAUCUCUUCUUCUAUCGAAUACAACACAAAGUCCACCAUUACCAAUUGAAGCAAGUUUUUAUUGGCUUGGUUUUGUUGUAUUUUUAUAUGCACUUCCAUUAACAAUAAUUGUUAUUCUUUAUGGUUUAAUGUUAAAAUUUUUACGUGGAGCACGUGGUCAAUCAGUUGGUAAAAGUAAACGACGUGCUACACGUAUGAUAUUAGCUGUCAUAUUAACGUAUGCCUUAUGUUGGUUUUUUAUGCAAUUAACAUUUAUAUCUAAUGUUAUACUUUCAAGAAAUACGAGUCAUCAUUUUAUAACCUAUAUGGAUAUUUUAACAACAUUAGCAAAUGUAUUUGCUUAUUUAAAUUCUUGUACAAAUCCAAUUCUAUAUGGAUUUAUGUCAAAAAAUUUUCGUUCAUCAUUUAUUGAUUUACUUUGUUGUCGUUAUUCUCAACGAAAUAUUUUCGGAGCGAGUGAAAGUAUAAGAACUCGACAUAGACUUGAUCAAAACAAUAAUAAACGUCCGUCAUCAAAUUAUAAAAGUGAUUAUUUAGUACGAUCAUCAAAUACGUCACGUUUUACACAUGCAACUCCAAUGAUAACUACGAUUGCACCAACAACAUCAACAUCUUUAUCACGUAUGGUAAAUGAAUUAUCUCCUAUUAUGUCAAAUAGUGAACGAAAAAUGUCCAUUGAAAAUGAUAGUUCACAACAUAUAAUUGUUGAAUUAAGUGAAACAAGUCGUCGACGAACUCAAAGUGAUCAAUCACCGGUUGAAUCUUAUUGUUCAUAUGAGCCGCCAGCCUAA